Molecule: messenger RNA, 2198 nt
Organism: Paecilomyces variotii
Lineage: Eukaryota; Fungi; Ascomycota; Eurotiomycetes; Eurotiales; Thermoascaceae
Product: putative AP-3 adaptor complex subunit MU
Exons: 3
Coding region: 73-1926 (617 amino acids)
Biological process (GO): endocytosis; intracellular protein transport
Cellular component (GO): cytoplasmic vesicle; clathrin adaptor complex
Source: RefSeq, a predicted model, not a curated record
CAACUUGACGAGCUGGGGGACAAUCGCCUUGGCAGCUCCGAUGUCCAGGACGCUUCGCAGCUCACCGCCACCAUGAGCGGCGCUAUUGAGGCGCUCUACGUUUACGAUGAGCAUAAUCGUCCUAUUCUAGAACACGUCUAUCGCGCCCGCCCGCCCUCCGCAUCCACCAUCCUACCCCUCUACCUUGCACACCCCGCGCCGCGCCCUUCGCUGAUCUAUCUUCCGAGCACAUCACCGCCAGUGACGGUUUUUUCGGUUGUGCACUCGAAUCUGACGUUCAUCGUGCCCAGCGAUGUGGACGCGGAGCCGCUAUUGGUGCUGGAAUUCCUGCACCGCGUGAUCGAUGUGUUGGAAGAGUUCGUGGGAGCGCCGCUGCUCUCCAGCAAGAUACAGGCAAACUAUGAUGUGAUUGCACAGCUGUUGGUGGAAAUGUGCGAUGCGGGGAUCGUGUGUAAUACAGAGCCAAACGUGUUGCAGGAGACGGUGGAGGUUCCGAAUUGGAUGGGCAAACUGUUGGGCGGAGUAGGGUUACCAGGGACCGCUUCGCCGUCACUGGGCCCUCCGAACCCGCUGAAACAGUCCUUAUCCUCCACUACGGCCAACAUGGCCCAAGGGCCUGCGAUUCCAUGGCGACGACCAGGUGUGCGACAUACUUCCAACGAGCUAUAUGUGGAUAUUAUCGAGUCUUUAUCUGUGACGAUUGCACCAUCUGGUCGGCUGCUGUCCGCUUUGGUAUCGGGCACCAUCGCCUUCACGGCCAAGAUAUCAGGAGUUCCAGAUCUAGUCCUGAAUCUCACCGCCGCAGGCGGACAACAUACAAUUGCCAAGAAGAUCGAGCUUCCCGUGUUCCAUCCUUGUGUGCGGCUGGGCCGGUGGAGAGAACGACCGGGUGAGCUGAGCUUUAUCCCUCCAGACGGCCGCUUCAUUCUUGCGGGAUAUGAGGUCAAUCUCCUUCCUAUUGACCCCGAUCUCGACACUGCUCCUACCCAUAUGGAGAAGCUAUUUCUACCUGCCAUUGUCGACAUCCGAAAGUCCCUUGGCCCCACAGGACAGGACUUUGAGGUCCGUCUGGUAUUAAACACAAACUUCCCCGGCUCUUCGUCCUCACGACCCGCAGGAGGAGGCUUCGGCCGCGGUGGAUCGGGCACAUCUACGCCUUCAUUCCUUGGAGGAGGUGCCAGCGGGAGCUCUUCCGCUCCGGUCCUAGACGAGGUCGUGGUCACGGUUCCUAUCCCGAAGACUGUUCGUAAUAUCACAGAUAUGCAACCCAGCCGGGGCGAAGCCCAAUAUCAACCUGGAGACGACGUUCUCGAAUGGCGCGUACCCACGAAAGAUGCCGGGACUAUCUCAGGGACCGCGACUCUAUACUGCACAGUUGUAGGAAAUCUACCAGCAGACGAGGACAUCGACGAAGACAUCGAAUUCGGCAACGACCCAAGCACAAGAGCCACCGCCGAUGCAGCGGACGCCAAUCUUCUCCAAGGCUACUACAACGCAGACACAUACCAGACUCCCAGCAAACCAAAAAAGAAAAAGACCAAGAAAACAAAAUCCAAAAAAUCCCGCUCUGCAGCUGCCACCUCCACAGAUACACCAGAGGACUCCGCCUCUCCAUCCUCGCAGACACCACCCCCACCACCCCCAAACCCUCCAUCCCAACAACAAGAACAACAGCAGCAGCCAUCAACAUCACUAUCCCUCAAUUCUCAACAACCCCGCAAAAGCAAAGCCCAACUCAACGCCUCUCUAAUGCCCACUUCCGCAUCAGUCUCCUUCUCCGUGAGAGGAUGGCUCCCCUCCGGAAUCAAAGUCGAGAGUGUAAUCAUCGACCCCCGACGAAGCCGUGGCCUUGGCGAAGGUGUACGACCAUACAAGGGCGUCAAGUAUCUAUGUAUGAGUCGACGGGGCGUCGAGCGAAGAUGCUAACUAACUAACUAACUAGUUAGUUAUCAGUCAGUCUCAAAAAGAAAGAAACUACCGCUGUGAUUCAGAGCCAUAUCUAGAUGGGGGAACUGUUGGGAACCGAAUAUGGUAUUUAUUAUGAAGAUAUCAUUCAAUCAUGUUUUUUGCGCGAUCUGAUAAUGCAUUUUCUGGUCCUAGGGAAGGGAAGAGGGUAGCCGGAAUAGAUAGAUUUAUUAUUAUUAAAGUGAAGUCCCUUCAUAUUAGCACAGUACAAUGAUAAACUGCGCGGUGGGCAG